AUGGCCGACCCUGCCGUCCUCAAACAAAUUAAAAUCCAAACUGGUGUGGUGAAACGUUUGAUUAAGGAACAUGCUUCUUACAUCAAAGAAGUUGAGAAAGAAACCCAAAAGAUUGAGAAAAUGAAGGCUGAAGCUAAGAAUGAGGACGAUGAAUAUGCUGUGAAAAAGGCUGGCCAGGUCCUACAGGAAACUCGAGGAAUGAUUGGCGAUACUGCCCGUCGCUGUGUGACAGCCACAGCGGCUCUUCAGAAGUUGCUCGAUGAGAGUUCUUUGGAAGAAUGCCAGGAACUAACCGAAGCCAAAGCGCAAAUCGAGGCUGCUUCUGCUAUAACUGUGUAA
Strongylus vulgaris is the source of this 339-nucleotide messenger RNA. The record is from the annotation of a GenBank genome assembly. Lineage: Eukaryota; Metazoa; Nematoda; Chromadorea; Rhabditida; Strongylidae.